This is a messenger RNA of Acipenser ruthenus (sterlet), 4161 nucleotides long. RefSeq lists its product as uncharacterized. The record is from RefSeq and is a predicted model, not a curated record. The coding region runs from base 360 to 1766 and encodes 468 amino acids. Lineage: Eukaryota; Metazoa; Chordata; Actinopteri; Acipenseriformes; Acipenseridae. The transcript has 2 exons.
UUCUGAGGGAGAGAGAAAAGGGAACAGACUGGUAGCAGAAAGUAGGUGGAUUUUCUGGUUCAAUAACACCGUUUGGGUAGUAAGUGUUAUUUCCUAAUUGCUUAUGCCUCAAAUGUAUAGAAAAUGGCUAUUAUUCCCCACAAACUUUGCUUUUGUGACCAGGACAGUGAUAUUUUGAAAUUUACCUAUUUUCCAGAACAUUCCAGAUAGAUUCACUGCUGAGUAAACUUGGAGUAACUUCUAGAACUUUCUAGAACUUUCCAGUAAUAUAAAUAGUAGUAUAAAUACAGGGGCCUUAAGCCCACCAGUUCAGUUUAGUUCCAGCUGCCUAAGUGGAUACAUAUCUGCAUUUUUCUGAGAUGGCAUCAAGAGGCUGCAAGCAUCCGGCAGACGCAUUUUGCUAUGUCUGCGGCCAAUUUAUCAAGACAAGAGCGAAAAAGUACUCAGUGGAAGCAUCUGCUAAGAUGUGUGAGGCCUACAAGGCAUAUUUCGGCAUGCCUGUCGGGGAUCAAGACAAACCCUGGGCACCUCAUUUCACCUGCGAGCACUGCAAAAAAACUCUGGAAGGAUGGUACAGAGGGGAAAAGAGAGCCAUGAAGUUCGCUAUCCCAAGAAUUUGGCGGGAACCCACUGACCACUCAAGCAACUGCUACUUCUGCAUGGUGGACCCUUCCAAACGUCGGCCUGGCAAGAAUGCACCUGCUAUCACGUAUCCAGACCUUCCUUCAUCCAUCGCCCCGGUGCCACACUGCAAUGAGCUCCCUGUACCCACUCCUCCGGAGAGAGAGCAGCCGUCUUUAGAAGAGAGCAGCAAGUCAGAGAGCGAGGAAGAUGUUGUAGAUCCAGAUGACAAUUUCAGAGGUGGAGCUGAGGAGAGAAACCCAUACUACCCCAACCAAAAAGACCUCAACGACUUGAUUAGAAAUCUUGGUCUCACCAAGUCCAAUGCCGAGCUUUUGACGUCUAGGCUCAAGCAGUGGAACUUGUUGGAUGAAAGUGUGCAAGUCGCAGAUCAGAGGAAGCGUCACCAACCUUUUUCCAGCUUCUUCACCCGUCAAGAUGGGCUCUGCUUCUGCCACAAUGUGACCAGUCUGUUCGAUGCAAUCGGAAUCGCCUGUAACCAGAAUGAGUGGCGCCUCUUCAUUGACAGCUCAUCCAGGAGCCUCAAAGCCGUGCUGCUCCAUAAUGGUAACAAGUACCCAUCUCUUCCCCUGGCUCACUCGGUGCACCUCAAAGAUGAUGAGUACGGCUGGAAGGUCAUAGGAGACUUCAAAAUGGUGGCAUUCCUGAUGGGUCUCCAAGGCGGUUUUACCAAGUUUCCCUGCUAUCUUUGCCUUUGGGACAGCAGGGACACCAAGGCGCACUACCACAGGCGGGACUGGCCGCAGCGGACCGAGUUCUCUGUGGGGAGGAACAACGUCAAGUGGGAGCCACUGGUGGACCCCCGGAAGGUGCUGAUGCGACCACUGCACAUCAAAUUGGGCCUUAUGAAACAAUUUGUCAGAGCUCUAGAUAAGGAGUCGGCAGCCUUCAAGUACCUUCAAGACUUCUUCCCUAAGCUGUCUGAGGCAAAGGUCAAAGCCGAUGUCUUCGUCGGACCACAGAUAAAGAAGAUCCUGGAGUGCAAUGAAUUCCCCAAGACGCUCACUAGUAAGGAGAAAGCGGCUUGGAACAGCUUUGUCGCAGUGGUUCGGGGCUUCCUGGGCAAUCACAAGGCCGAAAACUAUGUGGAGCUGGUUGAGACCAAGGACAGUAUAACGAGAUGAUGAUGGGAGACUACAUUUGGGGGCUGAUUCGUGAAAGUGAUUUACAGUAUAAUCGUAAAUCUCGAAAAACUACUCACUUCUAAAUCUUUUGUAGUCAUUUUCGUAUUACUUUAGUAUAAAUACAUGUUAAUUUGGAUUCAUAUGUUGUUUUUUUCUGACCUUAUGUGAACGAAAAGACACAAAUUCGCCCGUUUUCUCAUUGGAAAUAGGUAAAUUUCAAAAUAUCACUGUCCUGGUCACAAAAGCAAAGUUUGUGGGGAAUAAUAGCCAUUUUCUAUACUUUUGAGGCAUAAGCAAUUAGGAAAUAACACUUACUACCCAGGAACAAAAAUUGUGUUACAUAGUGUAAUUGGUGUCAGUGUGAAAAUAUACUGAAGCAACACUAGGGUAUACAAUAGCACUGCCAUCAAAUUGUAGUACAGUUAUUUGUAAUCAAGUAUCUGUAUAUUUUCUCAGUAUUGAUACAAUUAAUAGUCAAAAUAUUUGUCUACCUGACAGAUUUUUUUUUUAGUUUCUAUUACAAUUUAUCCCAGCAUAAUUCAUGAUAACAUCAUUAAAGUAUCUGGAACGUUCACAAGUCAAAUUGCAUUAUGGGGAGCCACAACCUUACCGUGUUAUAAUCAAUUCCGCACUAUAACAGGUCGCAUUAUAACAGGGUAGCACUGUAGUUACUUAGUAAAUACAUUUGUACUUACACAGAAUUACAAUGUACUUAAUGAAGUAACUAUACUACUAAACCCUAACCCUAACUCUCAACCUAACCCUAAACCUAACCAUAACCCUAUCUCUUAACCUAACCCUAAACCUAACCAUAACCCUUUCUGAUACAAUUGUGUACUUCCAUACAGUAAAACCUGCCAACUCAUGACCACUCAUGGGAGUAAGGAAAAGUGGUCGCUUGUAAGAGGUGGUCUCUCUUCAAAGGUCAGCUGUAAAAUGGGCACUUUUACGUUGUACAGAAAGGCUACUUUUGUUACUGAUGUUCCAUGUACAAUUUUAAUCGCAUACUUCAAAAGGCUUCUCACUACACUAUUUUUUUUAUUAACUUUACAUAUAGUAUACAGUACAGUACUGUAUUUAAAAUCUCUUGGUGGGUUUAUUAAUAUUUAUGUUAAUCAAAAGAAGAGAAUUUAGUACUAGUGCUUAUUUUCUAGACUGUGAACUAAAAAGAAAAAUUAUACAAUCAUUAUCAAAAAGACCAAAAUGUUCUCUAAAAAAAUGUGUCUGGUUUCAGUCUACAGUACCUUGACUCAUAAUCGGCAAGAAUUUCUGCCUUCCAUCAUAACAGGUUUUGGAUUUGUGUUUUUCCGACUCUGUUCGACAACUUGACACCAUCUGGUACAGGCUUCUAACUGUGAUAUUGCUUUAACUCGUUGGUCCAGGGUAAACGACAGUACUCUAACUUACAGUCGUGUGCACCUUUCUUCCGGUUCAACAAGCUCACAUAUUGUUUAAGUUCCUGUUCAAGUUAACAUCUGUGUAAAGCUGUAGUAAUGCAGAAACUGUAACAAGCAAAAGAAAAAAUCUUUAGCUGGAAACUUCAAAGAAAUGCAGACUGAUACGCAGAGAGUGGUUUCUCCUACAGGUUUCUUUCUACAGAUGGGAGUAAGAAGAUAUGGUCGCUAGUCGCAGAUAAGAGGUGAUCGCGCUUCACAGUUAAAUUAUAGAGGAAAAACAUUCUGUGGCCUCUGCAAAUAGUCGCUUGUGACUGGGGGUCUCUCUUCAGAGGAGGUUACUAAGGCAGGUUUUACUGUAUAUCAUGCAAAAAGAUUUACACAUGAAGUACAUUGUAACUAUGAAUAAUAACAUUGCAAUUAUGUGUAAGUACACAUGUAUUUACUAAGUAACUGCUAUGUAAAUACACAGUAAUUAGUAAUUAUGAAUUGUUACCGAUUUUACAGGAAACAAAUAUUUUCUAAACUAUUUUCUGAAAUAUGUAAAAAAAAAUUAAAUAAAGCAAUAAAGAAUAGGAGCUUGUAUGCUGCAAUAAAACAGAAGAAAUGUAGCAACUCGGGAACUUAACAUAUACUGCUAAACCAAAUGAAAGUAAUUUCAGGGUCUUUGCAAAUUAAAUUAAUCAUAAGAGAGUAUCUCCUAGUUUGGCUUUGGGGGGUAUUUCAUUUAAUCUGCAUUUACGUUUAUUUUAUGAUUGAUUUAUGCGAACUGGUUUGUUGGUCUUUAUUUGCUAUUACAUUCUGAAUUAGUAAAUGAGAUUUAAUUGUUUGAAUUGCUAGGGGAUUCUAGAAAAUGAGUCCAGCAGAUCUUGGUGCCUCCAGACAACCUUCUAUUGGAAUAGGAACAGAAUAGUUCAGCAAACUGCACGGACUGGCACCCUGCAUGUCAUGAAGAAAACUAUUAAUAAUGUCAAGAACCUUCUACAGUGCUGUACAGUAUG